Molecule: messenger RNA, 3828 nt
Organism: Plasmodium coatneyi
Lineage: Eukaryota; Apicomplexa; Aconoidasida; Haemosporida; Plasmodiidae
Product: SAC3/GNAP family-related protein
Exons: 6
Coding region: 1-3828 (1275 amino acids)
Cellular component (GO): nucleus
Source: RefSeq, a predicted model, not a curated record
AUGAGCGGAUUGAACAGACGUGGUAGUAAAGAGGAGGGAGGAAAAAAGGAAGGCGCCGCAUUCAACACUUCAGGGGAGAGUAGUAGUCUGUACCAAACAAGUUCAAAGGAAGGGAACAACAACAAGUAUUUGUAUAAUAAUGCGAAUUAUGGAGGGUACGGCGUUUUAGGAAGCGGGUUGAGUAGCCUGCAAAAUUUUGGCGCAUUGAAUAGUUCUCACAGUGUUUAUCCAAAUGGAUAUCAAAGUACCUACCCUGGUGGUGGUUACCAAAAUAUGGCUUACCAAAUGGGUGGGUACCAAGGGGGUGGAAACCCAAGUGGAAGUUACGCAAACUACCAAGGUGGUAACUACCUUUACAGUAAAAAUGAGAAUUAUUUCGAAAAUUAUAACAACUAUGGGGAUAGCGCCAGUUACAGUCAUUCAAAGGAUUGCGGAAACGUAGGGGGUGUAGCAAAAGGAAGUAACAAUAGUGGUAGCGCGAAAGAAGUACCUGAAGAGGAGGCGAAAUAUGGGAAAAAUAAGGACCCACUAUCCAGUAACGUAAAUAACGACGAUAAGUACGUAGAAAUGUACAUUAACAAGGUGAAGGAGAUAUACUACUUUCACGUGUUUUACCAUUACCUAAAGUUGGGGUACCCAGAGAAGGAGGCCUCCAUGGAAUCGAAGAAGUAUAUUUUCAUAACAUUGAGUAGGUAUUUUCUGUUAGUCAAAAACGCCAUUUUAUCAUCACCAGAGUCGAUAAAGCAGAUAAAUAAUUGUGUGUGUUCAAAUUUGUCCUACUACCAACAGCAGACAAAUUUGCAAGAAUUUUUACUCAAUCAGCAGGUCAAUUUGCAGGGCAUGAAUUUAGGGUCGUUAAAUAUAGGGAAUAUAAAUUUGCCUUUAAGUGACCAUGAAAAGUUGGGCGAUUUGUCCAAAGUUAACUCUGGUGAGGUUGGUCCGGGGGAACUCCAUAAGGGGGGUUCACCACAAGGGAGUAGCUCGACUGACAUGCAAGGUGGAGGUAACCCAAACAACAAUGUUUACAAUUUUAAAGCGGAAAAAAUUAACAAUAUGAUAGACUCUAUCGAAGAAAUGAAAAAAUUGAACAAAAAUAAAAAAGUGAAUAAGUACAGUUUUGAUGAACAGACGAGUGGGGCAGGGGAAGAAGACAAUAACGGGAUAAUUCACGCUGGUAAAAAUGGCAAGGAUUAUUCCUUUAAUAAUAAUGAGGAGGCGAAAAAGAAAAUAAGCUUUACCUUAAACAGGUCGAAGAAUAAAUUGUUUCAAAUGUAUAACCGGGUUGGGAAUGACCCUGGUAGGAGGAAUGCCAAUGAGGAGGUCGACAUGGGUAGUAGACAUUUGGGUGAUGAAGGUAGGAACAACGGUUCGAAGGUGCAGGUUGGUGUGUAUUCCUCCAGUGGAGUUAUAACGCAGGAUAAAAGUCACCUCACAGGGAACAACUUUGCUAAUAUGUUCCCUUAUGAUCAGCAGGGUCGUCGUAAUGAGGGUAGUGGCCCAUUGGGUGGUGGUGCCAUGCCCACUAGUGGAAAUGACGUUACGGAGGGAGUUCAAAUGAGGCAGGGUCCAGGGAAGAAUGACGCACACGGUAGAUUUGGCCACGACCUGGUUGGCAGUUACUCAGGUGGAGACGAACCAACAGGAAGCAACAACGAUUAUUACAACAGUCAAUCGGUGAAGGAGAACGAUGAAGGUGUAUUGAACAAUAAGUACAAAAUGAAUGGUGCAUCCGGUUUUAGCAGCGUGAGCGGUAUGCUGCAUGGGAGGGACAUUAACGGGAAUGAUCAGAAGGGAUAUGACAAUGUUAGUUACCCCCCGUAUGGCAGAGAGGGUAAUUCUCAUUUGUUCCCAAAUGGGAUGAAUGUGAAAGGCAAUUAUGAGGCUAGUAGUAAUCUCCUUGGCCGAAUGGGUCAUCGAGGAGGGGAAGGAAAAGAGCAGUUCGCGCCAAACGGUAAGCAGAGGUAUGACGUGAACGAUACAAAUCGUGUGACAAAUCAGAGCGUAAGGAAAGACAUAAGUGGGAAAUAUAGAAUGCAGAAGGAUGGCACUAUGGACGGUGACGACAUGAACAGGGGUAAUCGGGCUACCUACAACGAUGGGGACUACGAGGGGGAUAACCUGGGCAGUGGCCUUUAUAGCAGCGCUAGUAGCAGGUACCCCCAGGGUGUGAAAAGUCACAAGGCAACCCUGGAGGAGGACCCCCCUGAUGAGGUGAAAAAGUGUGACACCUUUAAAAUGUAUAUAAAUAACAUACAGGAGGAGUUUAAGGAGGAAUGCAAGAACGCCGAGUUUGCGAAGAUCCUGAGGGAGUUCACAAGCAGACUAAUGACAUGGAACCGGAAGAGAGGGACGAACACGAGGUUCUGGAGGUUCAACGUGAUGCCAACGAAGGAGGAUAUUUUUUCCAUGGACAUUCUCUUUUUCACGCGCAGAAAAGCGAAAAAGCGAUACGCGAUGAACGAUGAGGACAACGACAUGGAGUAUGGCAUCACUUUCAGUGACAAGAAGAAGAAGUUAAGUGCAGAGGAAAUCGAAAGUAGGGAUAGGAGAUUGGAAAAGUAUGGUGAUGUCACCAAAGGGAGGAAGAACGAACAGUUGGACAAUUCCUUUCACAUCGAUUACAACGGAUCGUACGAAAUGGAUCAGAGUGAUUACAACACGUUGGAAAAGUUACUUGAUAAGUACAACUUUUCCAGUUGUUAUAAGAAUAAGAAUUUCGUGGGGUUGUGUAAAAGCAUUCAGAAAUUUUUCUUCAGAUUGACGUCCCUCCCGGAGCGGAAAAAUGUGAGGAGCUUCUCCGUAAUCAAGUGCACCUACGCGUAUGUGCUGCACAAGUACAACCAGGACAGGAACUACAAAUACAUCAACGAGCAGUUCAGGUCCAUGCGGCAAGACAUGAAUAUCCAGAACAUUUUCCAUGACGACGUGAUUAAUAUAUACGAGACGAACAUCCGUAUUUGUAUCGUGAACAACGACCUCUUCCAGUUCCUGCAGUGCAUCAAUAAGCUGUUCGAGUUGUACCAGCGGCUGAAUAUAAAGAAGUCGAAGGUCGAAUUCCUCUGCUACAAACUCAUCUACCUGACCCUCCAGAACAUGCAUCAGGAGUUCCUCGUGGAAUACCUAACGCUCAGCGACGAGGAAAAGAACCACGAAAACGUGCAGCUCUGUUACUACCUAAACGAGUGCAUCAAGAAUAAGAUGUAUUUAGUAAACGUUAACAUGGUGUCUCCCUUAGACGACGAGGUCAACCAUUUGUAUAUUUACAAGAGGGUAUUUAUAAACGAUCAUGUUUUAACUUAUCUGCCUAAUCUCAUGGGGUUAAGCGAAAAUAGAGACCUUAACGUGAACAUGGAUUUGCUAACCGAGUUUGUGAAGGAGCACAGUGAAGUGAAGACUGAAGAAGUGGCAGAAUGUUUCUCCAGUGGAGGGGUGAAGAAGGACGUCGUUAGGAUGCCCUACCUGACAAACUACCUGAUCGUUUUGUUCCUGCCGAAGUACAGGCUGCUGGCUCUGAUCAAUAUAUGCAUGACCAGCAUCAAGGUCGGCCUCUCCACCCUGACAAGACUGCUAAACUUCGAGAACGACGAAACUUGUCUGAGUUUCCUCGAAGAGGUAAACACCAUCAUGAAAAACAACGAAGUGAUCAGUAAGCCCUCCCUGGACAACCUGAUGAAGUCGCCCCUGUUGAAAAAUAAAUACAUUAACCAUAUCAGAUUGUCUAUCAAGCUGAGUGCAGCGAGGCCGAAGAAGGUGUGGCAAAUAUCGGGGAGGCAAUCUGGAUUGUCACUUAUUCCACCAGUAUUUAAAUUUUGGCACAAAAGGAUAUAA